Messenger RNA from Sphaerodactylus townsendi, 8756 nucleotides. It is a transcript of the gene PTAFR, whose product is annotated as platelet activating factor receptor. The coding region runs from base 4398 to 5486 and encodes 362 amino acids. NCBI's taxonomy places the organism in Eukaryota, Metazoa, Chordata, Lepidosauria, Squamata, Sphaerodactylidae. The record is from RefSeq and is a predicted model, not a curated record. The transcript has 3 exons. Gene Ontology annotation, cellular component: membrane. Gene Ontology annotation, biological process: G protein-coupled receptor signaling pathway; chemotaxis. Gene Ontology annotation, molecular function: G protein-coupled purinergic nucleotide receptor activity; platelet activating factor receptor activity.
CUCUGGUCUGAUCCAGCAGGCUAGUUCUUAUGUUCUUAUGUUCUUAAGUACAUCCCAACCACAAGUGAACUGUCAAUCAUCCAUUUUAAGGCAAUAGAGCUCUUCCAGUUGCUGGGAGAAAGAGGCAGCCAGCUGCAGGGAGAAAGAAGCUUUGGCCUGCUGGGAGCUUUCCAGCCAGCGUGGUGUAGCAGUUAAAGUCUCAGACUAGGAUCUGGGAAACCCAGGUUUGAAUCCCUGUUCAUGGAAGCUUGCUGGGUGACCUUGGGCCAGUCACACACAGUCAGCCUAGCCCACCUCGCAGGAGUUUUGUUAGGAGAAAACGGGAGAGGAGAAUGAUACGAGUUGCUUUGAGUCUCCAAGUAAAUACAUUUGGUUGGCCUCUGUAUGAAACGAGAUGCUGGACUAGGUGGAUCAUUAGUCUGAUCCAGAAAGGCUCCUCUUGUGUUUGUGCAGCUCCAAAUUGUGGGGUAGCAGAACUAAUAAUAUUUAGGACCCGUGUUAUCAGAUUCCUUGCGUUUUUCCCCAGUCAGCUGUGAGAAUCUGUACGGCAAUGAGGAGUGAAAAGAAUCUCCAUCCAUUCUAAUGUGGGUAGAGACGGCUGCUCUCAGGUACGAGCUCUCCUCUGGCGUACGGCUCGACUCUCUGGCUCCUAUCUGCAAAGCUAUAACAGCUGCCAGAGCUCUUCCUCCUCUGGUUUUUUGCCAAAACUGUUCAGUUGUGCAAUCACAUAAAGCUGUCUUUGGAAAUCCCAUCCCGACCGAGCGAAUGAAAUGACUCACCGUGCGUGGAGCGUGGUUACAACACUGCAGAUUUGUACCAAGGCAAACCCACUCUCAUCUGCCCAGCUUCCACAAUCCGUAUAUAGCAUGUGCUUGGAGAAGCGUCCGAGGAAACUAAACAUCGUUAAGUGCAAAUGGUCUUGAAUGGCCCACCCAUUAGGAGGCCCAAAUAUGGGCUGGAAGUAAACUGCUACGAUCUUGGGGCCUUAGAAGGGCUUGCUGCUAUGCAGCGUUGGUGGCCACCUCUUGCACCCUCUCUCUCUCUGAAGGUGGCUGUUGCCUCCUUCCUUCCCCUACUGAAUAGACAAUCGGAGGUGCACCAAGCUGCUGAGCCCUAUUCAGUCCUAGAACCAACAGCUGCCACCCAGAGGAGAAGGCAGAUGAGCAAAGAGAGGUGGGUUCUGCUCGUAACUGUUGACAUUCACUUGUUUUCCUGCGUGGAUGAGCAACCAGCAAUGGUUGACUUAAGGCAGAGGUCCCCAACAUGGUGCCAGUGGGUGCCAUUGUGCCCAUCAAGUGUUUUUAGGAAGUGGGAGGUGCCAGGCAGGCUUUUUCCCAGCAAGGCCUCUGAUUGAAAUUUGAAUGGCUGCGCAGAGUUUUUAAAAUGUUUUACAGCAGCUGCAACCACAGCACACUGAAGUUAAGUGUGGUCACCAUUUUGUGGCUGGCCCAGCCUGCUGAGGCAGCCAUUUUGUAGCAGCCAUUUUGUUGGUGUGCCCAUCGUGCUGUGUCAGGAUUCCAAACGUGCCUGUGGGCUCCUCUGAUUUGGGGACCUCUGAUUUAAGGGAAUACGGGAAGCUGCCUGAGAUCAUCUGGUGCGUGACUGCUGCUUGGUCUACAACAGGAAGUGGAAGGGCUGCUAGGUGAUGUUGGACCUCAGCAUGCUGGCCAAGUGGAUUCAGGCUGCCACCUCUUCUUCUGGUUUGUGAUGGCAGCUAGGAACAAGGAGGACUGUUGGCCAGUGUUGGAUCCAGGUACACUGGAAGACUACCUGGUUGCAUCUAUAGCUCGGGCCAUGAUAGCAGUAGGUGAGAGGUGGUUGCUUGACAACAAACACAUUUUAUUUUUAUUUACAGCAAAUACUGUACAUUUACAGGACCUAUUUUGUCUAGAUCAAAAGUGAAGCUCGGAAAGAUAAAGGAUCCUUCCUAUGUGUCCCUUUUUUAAAUGAAGUUAGUCUCUUUGAAAUAGAUGUACCUCUUUCUAAAAUACUCAGAAACUAGACCGUAGCAAUUUGGAAAAUCAACGUAAUUUUACUGGGUUCCAUGCAAAAUGAGAUGUUUUCCUCUAAGUUCUUGGAUCAGUUUGGUAGCGAAAGAUGUGUCUUGCAUAGGCAUUGGUGGCUAGAAAUAGGUACAAAGCAAUAGAUGGAUGCGGGUUAUUGGCUACUGAAUGCAUCUCACCACCUCAGGAGGUGAAUUAUAGGAUCUAGGGCUGACAGAUCCAGGUUGCAAAACUCCUGGAGAUUUGGAGGUAGAGCUUGGGGAAGAUGGGGAACAUUGCGGAGUACAGUGCCAUAGAGGCAGACCACCAAAGCACCCAUUUUCUCCCGAGGAACUGAUUUCUGUGGUCUGGAGGCAAGCUGUAAUUCCAGGGGAUCCCCUGGUCCCACCUGGGGGCUGUAAUUCUUAUUAGACUGGCAGCUGGCCAGCCACCAAUAUGAGCAAGAGUCUACUGAACUUUGCAACCGGUCGACAAGCUAGAGCUUUGGGAUGGGGCUUGUUAACAGUUUGCUUUUGGGGAACUGAUACUGCUUGACAGGCAAGUGGUGUCCUCUGUUUUCCUACAGGGUUCUAGUAUAGCUGAACAGCUACCCCUCAAAACCGCAGUUCUCAAGGAUACUUUGUAAACAGCUCUAGAGGGAGAAUGACUAGCACAAAACAUACCACACUUUCCCAGUUCUACAUCCUCUGUUUCAAAUGCCUUGAUAUGGCAGUAAGAGCCAGAUAGAAGUUUUAAACCAGGUCUGAAAAAAUGGAGAGGCCAUUCACUAGUUGUGCUAAAGUAAUUAACGCUUACAUUAAGUGGUGGUAUCCAAAAGGGCUAAUGAAAAUGUUCAGCUCAGCACUAGCUUUUGUAUCUCAGAGCUCACUGCUUCUGAAGUAUCGGAAGACGUUGGCUCUAGUCCACAGAGGGUAAUCUGGGAUUUUAAAAAUGAGGAUGGAUUUAUAUCCUACUAUUCACGCCUGAAAGGAGUCUCCAAGCAGCAUACAAACUCCUUCUCUUCCUCUCUUCCCACAACAGACACCUUGUGAGGUAGGUAUGACUGAGAGAACUCUGACUAACCCAAGGUCACUCAGAAGACUUAAUGUGGAAGGCUGGGGAAUCAAACCCAGAACUCCAGAUUACAGUUUUCUUGUUUGAAACCACUACACCAUGCUGACUCUCAAGAACCAAAUCUUGAAGAUGCAUAAGACUCAUUUGUGUUUUGCUGCAACAGACCAAGCAAUCCUAAGCAAAUCUAUGCACAGUCCUACUCCAGUCUAUUUAGUUACGUGCAAGACAGUGUUCUCAGGUUGUACUGUAACACAACUUCACCUCUUAUGAGGGAGAUUAGGGAGACUGACUGGCCCCAAAUUCCUCAGGGAGCUCUGUGAAUGAGUGGGAAUUUGAACCCAGAAAGCUGACAGGAAGAGAGUAGGUUCCUUUGAAAUGUGAUGCUGGAGAAGAUCAUUAUGGAUGCUGUGGACUGCCAAAAAACCGAAUAACUGGGUACUAGAUCAAAUCAAGCCUGAAUUGACCCUUGAAGCUACAAUGACUGAAGCUAUUGUUCAUUGGACAAGACAAUAAUGCCAGGCAAGGUUGAAGGCAGCAGGAGAAGAGGAGGACCCAGCAUGAGAUGGACUGACUCCAUCAAGGAAAGCUUGGCCCUCAGUUUGCAAGACCUGUGCAAGGCUGAUAACGAUAGGACAUCCUGGACGACUUUGAUUCAUAGAGUUACCAUGAGCCUGAAGCAACUUUAUGGCAAUUAGCGCACGCACACACACACCCUAGUUGUAAUCCAACACUCUGAACCGCAAUUGGCAAGCCUUGCAGUACAGAGUCUCUCUCGACAGAUAUGACGUGUGUGGGGAUAUUUUUAAGUAAAGAAAACGGGGUUCUCUCAUCCAAAGGAAACACCCAGAAGCGCCGCCCCUGGAACUUCUCGCUGUGUGAGGAAGCGAGGAGCGCGGAAUAUUUUUGGCCUCUUGCCCAGAAUGUGAAGCAUCUGCCACAAAAGGCACAGAAGUUUCAGAUGGCUGAGGAGCCUUCAAGGCAGUGAGUCACUUACCUGAGAAUCUCACUCCCUCUUUCUCCACAGCUACUUCCUGUUCUUGCUCUUGGGAAAUGAAUGCCACAUUUCCCAGAAAGAUGCCUGGGGUUUCCCAGUGCUUAUUUUGUAGCCGGUUCUGUGGUGCUUCCAGAGUCUUCAUCUCUCUACGAAGGUACAUCUUGCUGCAUCCUUCUCACUUCUGGUUCCCUGGUCAAAGAGAUUGCUGCCAGAGACUCGCAGAGAUAUUAUCCACAACCUAAACUGCAACUUGUUUUUGAUGUCCUUCUUCCACUGUGGUUUGGCCAAAGUUUGGACUCAACGGAGAACUUCCAGCCUCUGGAGUCUGGAUACAUUAAAAGAACACCAUGACUACAGUUGUGAUGUCCAACGAUAGUGAAGAAAAAAACACUUCAGUCCUUAGCGUCCAUAAUCAAGAAUGCCAUGUGGACUCUGAGUUCAGAUAUACAUUGUUUACAGCCUACUACAGUAUCAUCUUCAUUCUGGGCUUUGUUUCAAACACCUAUGUCUUGUGGAUUUUCAGUCGAGUCUACGCUACCAAGAAAUUAAACGAAAUUAAAAUAUUCAUGAUCAACUUGACUACAGCCGAUCUGCUCUUCCUGGUCACGUUGCCAAUGUGGAUUGUAUACUACCAUCACAAGGGGGACUGGAUCAUGCCCAACUUUUUGUGUAACGUGGGUGGCUACUUGUUUUUUGUCAACACUUAUUGCUCGGUUGCCUUCUUGGGGGUCAUAACGUACAAUCGGUUCCAAGCAGUAACGAAGCCCAUCACGGCUGCUCAAUCCACCACACGAAGACGGGGCAUCUAUGUGACUCUAGCCAUCUGGGUCCUGAUAGCUGUCCCGGCCAUUUACUUCCUUGUGGACGACGGGACUACUGAUGAGGUGGUGAAGGGACGUUCCUUCAGACGGUGUUUUGAACGCUACGACACUACCGGUGACAUAAGUCCUGUCCUUGGCUUCCAUGUGGUCAUCUGUGUUUGCUUUUUCAUCACCUUCCUGGUGGUCUUGGUGUGCAAUGCAUUCAUUAUUCGGACGCUGUUGUCCCAACCAGUGCAGGCCCGGAAGAGCGCUCGCGUCAGGCAAAGGGCACUGUGGAUGGUGUGUACUGUUUUGGCUGUGUUCAUCAUUUGCUUUGUGCCCCACCAUGUCCUGGACCUGCCUUGGACCCUUAUGGUUCUUAAGGCAUGGAAGAUCAGCUGCCGAACGCAACAGAUGGUGAAUGACCUUCACCAGGUGACCUUGCUCCUCCUGGGUGCAAACUGUGUUCUGGAUCCAGUAAUCUACUGUUUCCUCACCAAGAAGUUUAGGAAGCACCUUUCUGAGAAUUUGAAAAACAUCAAAGACAGUCGCAAAUGUUCCAGGCAAACAACAGAGACAGGAGUGGAUGGCAUGGUCCCUCUGGAAAGCUGCAAACAGAACUCCAUUAAGCCAUAAAUAUCACUGCUACCCGCAGAGCAGCAGGUCUUCUGGUAUGCUUAUUCAGUCCCAAGCAUUAGGCUGGUAGGCAGUUACUCCUACGAGAUAUAUUCAAGUUAUUAGCUCUUCCCUAGAAGUAGCUACAAGAACUGUGGUACAUUUAGAACCAUUUAUGAGAUGUGCAGUGUCUCAAGAUCAAUGCAGGAUCCAUAGAGAACCUCCACCAAGUUGUCUAUUGCUGUUGUGAAAGGAAAAUGAGGAACAAGUCUGGCAUUUUUAAAAGAUGAGCAUUACGUUUGUGCUUUGGAUCAGUAUGCAGUGAUGGUACAUGAUUGAUAGUUAAUUACCCCAUUACAUCUGGAAGAUAUUGAAUUAAUAUCACUUUGGCCAUGAGGUUUAAGUUUUCAUCACCCACUCAGGAAUCUAAGAGCAGGGGACACUGUGGCAAAAAGGAAGCACUGCAUUCCUCACUGGCCACAGACUCCUGUUUUUUGAGAAUGCAUCAUUUGCAGAGGGCUUACUUGUAAGGUCCAUAAGAAUCUUCCUGGCCCAAAGUCAUCCAGUGAGAUUUGAAGCCUCAUCUCUCAGAUCCUACUUAAAGACUCACCACUUGCUGUAUACUGUGUAGAGAGGUGACUACCACUGCCAGCCCGGACUCAGUGCCCAACCUGCACUUGCCACACCACCAUGAACCUGCUACUCAGGAGAGGCUCCAGAUGCUGCCACUCCAAUGCCAAUGCAGGAAAUGGCAGUGGGAGAUCCCAUUGCCUGGGCCACAGCAGAUGACACCAGCCAACCCACUUGCAGCGGGGGUGGGGGUGCCAAGGAGCAUCCAAGGGGACAGGCAGGCCUCCCAGCUGAGGUGCAGCCCAACGCUGCGGCCUGCCAGCCACCGCCCCAAUUACUUACUCUUAAGGGGGCAGGCAGUACUCUUAAGGGGGCAGGCCAGUGGACCAACCUGCAGGGUGGCAGUGCUUGAUGGACAACCUGAGGACCAAUAGGGGCUUUGGCAACUGGCCCUACCCAGGAGUGAGAAGACAAGCGCAGGGGAUAAAAGGGCAGGAGGUGGAGGAGCUGGGGGAGAGAGAGAGAACAGAGGAAAAGAAGGAGAGGAGGGAGAAAAAGCUUUAGGGAGCAAGUAGGACAGUUUAGGCUGAGUAGAGAAGGAAAGGGGAGACCAGGGACUGGAGGCUCCAGACCCAACCCCAUCUCGUCACUGGCCUGCAGGUGUAGCCUUGGGCCUACCAGGCAUGAGCCUAGGAUCUGAAAGUACGGCCAAAAGACAACCACAGCCACAGUACGGGCACAAGACCACCCAUGAAGGGAAGGAGGGAUGGUUGGGCAGGGGGCACUCCACAUAUUGGUUGGCCAAUGAGAAGGGCAUGGGGUUCACCAAUGCAGGAGAACAGACUUAGUUAAUCAGCCAGACCUGGGUUCAGCAGUCCUACCAAUAGGGGCUUUCCCAUCUACAUUGUUAUUCUCAUAUAUGUUAUGUGUGCUUAAGACCACUUUUAUCUAAUUGUUAUGUACAUAGACUGCUUUGACAAGAAAUGUUGCUGCUAGGAAACACAGGCUCUCAGGAACUGGAGGGCAAAGUGGGGAGGGGGCCUUCAGUAAGAGGUGUCAGAAUAAGUAAUGCUUCCCGAUACUGGUGAAAUACAAUCACCAUCGCUCAAUUCUAAUAAAAAAAUGCAGCUCUUCCAGAUGUUUUCACAUCAUUUUCUGGAUACCCAGCUCUAUCACUGUCUUGAACCAGGGCUGCAGUUAAUUGCCCGUCACCGCUGGGAGUUUUGGAGGCCAUGCAAGGGACAGGAAUGACAUUGACACAUCACAUAUUGUAAUUUCUGUGCCAAACAUUUCUCCUACUGGCCUGGGUGCAAAGGAAGGUGGAAGACCUAAACUUAUAGGAGAUUGCUUGGCUGAACUGGGCAAGUGGUAAGUCUCGCCCUAGCUGCAUCCACGAGUAUGUGUACUUCAAAGUAACUCCUAUCGUGGAAAAAUUAUACUGAACUGAGUAGCACUUACCUCUGAAGGUAUGCACUUUGUAUUGGGUUGCAAGGGAAGCACAGAUAUUGUUUUAAUUUCUGCUGGAAAUGUUAGAAAACCUCUCCAAUAACUAGCUAUCCAUGCUUUGCUUUUUUAUAUCCUAAGCUUAGAAUAUGUAUUUAAGGUGAAGAUUGCAGACCCCCAUAGUUCUGUAAUACAAAAAGAAAAAAAACACAUCACAUGUUGUUGUUUUUUAAGGACCAAACAGUUAUAAAGUAGUGAGCAAGCUUACAAGAUCUUCAGAACUCUUCAUUGAUGUUCUAAGCACCACCCACGGGGGAGAAAGAUGUCUUGGUUCAUGAUAGAAAAGGCUCAAUGCUUUGGGCCUGCAAACUUAAAAUGAAGUUAUAGACUCUGAUUAAAACAGAUUUCAUGAGCUACAAUAUGCACCUGGGAUACAGAAGCCAAAAAGGCUGAAAUGUUGGGAAAUGUCCCAUUAAAAACAACACUUCUUUUCAAGAAAAAAUAUGGUGAAGACCUGGCUGCAAGGCUGAUCUAAGCUACUGGCCAGGGUGGGGAAUGCAUUAAGAUAGAACUGCUUGCGCUGUCUGAAAACUGCUUGCGUUGUCUAGAACUGCUUGCCUCCUGUUACAAUAUUUAUAAAGUACUAACAGUCUGCAGAGCAAAACUCAGCCUUGAUUUCCAGUUUGACAGGCACCAUUAGAGUUGGGACUCACCUCUGCACUGAGAAUUACUUGUAUUAGGGCACCUCUAAGUGUUCUAGGGCAAACAUGAUCUCUAUGGUUUCAACAGCACGCAGUAAAAGGAUGGAUGACACGCAGUGGUGGGAUUCAAAUAAUUUAACAACAGGUUGUUUAAAAGCACCAUUUUCACAACCGGUUCUGCCAAAGUGGUGCGAACCUGCUGAAUCCCACCACUGAUUACAUGCAUGUCUCCAUACAAUUGUGUAGCCACAGCUCCCAGUCACAUAUACAGAACGAUGCUCUGCCAUGGCGCAUCUUAUUUGACAGAAAAAAAAUUAGCCCUGUGAAGAACAGCUUUUAAGGUGGAUUUUGUUCUUGUUUCCAGCCAGUGUGGAUUCAAUUUAAAUCAAAUCAAUUUAAAAUCACUAUUUAAAUCAUUAUUCCGUCGGACUUGAUUUAAAUCAUGGUUUACUACACUCUUAACGGCUUGUUGCACAAAGAUUCUCAGAAUUGUGGAGUAUGCUGCUCAAAAGGUUUCACUUUCAUUUUUACUGCUUGCUCCCCUCUCCUCCCACUUAGCUCCUUGUAUAGUUCUAUU